AUGAACGCCCAAGCAAAGAACAACGAUUGGUUACCUCAUCUUCAGCUUGACAGAGGAGAUGAACUGAGGUUGCUAGGUGGGCAAUGGCUCUAUGACACACACAUUUCAGCUGCACAACGUCUACUAAGGGAUCAGUUUCCUACAAUUGAUGGACUAAAUUCUCCUCUGGUGGGAAUGUCUCCUGGGGGAUUUACAGCAGCCACAAACGGUGCCGUUCAGAUACACAACAACGAACAGCAUCAUUGGCUCACCUCCACUGCAGGAGUUAUAGAAAGCUGUGCCCAUGUAUACGUAUAUGACAGUCUGUCAUCGGGUAGUCUAGGACGUGCCCUUCGUAGGCAGCUUGUUGAUAUGUACAGGCUUCUGGCUGACAAGGAUGGCAAAAUUGAUGUAGCCAUCAAAGCAGUGCAGCAGCAGUUACGUGGGGAGGGAAACUGUGGCCCCUUUGCUGUGGCUUUUGCUACAGCAUUGUGUCAUGGAAUUGAUCCCAGUACUGUAUCUUUCUCUGAGCGUUCUCUAAGAAAACACCUGCACUUCUGUUUUCAGUCAGGUACUCUCACUUGCUUUCCUCAAGUUAGCCGUACAACAAGAUCUACUGAAGUAAAGACGGCAAUCAACAUCCAUUGUCUGUGCUACUUGCACCUUCCUGGGAAGCAAAUGGUCCAGUGUGAUGACUGUGAGAACUGGUAUCACCUGGACUGCGUUAGUUCAUCUUCAAACGGUGUGGCGAGUGCGGCCAAAAUUUCCCAACAACCAACUUGGCACUGUCGAGAGUGCACAAAGAGACAGAACUAA
Molecule: messenger RNA, 795 nt
Organism: Corticium candelabrum
Lineage: Eukaryota; Metazoa; Porifera; Homoscleromorpha; Homosclerophorida; Plakinidae
Exons: 1
Coding region: 1-795 (264 amino acids)
Source: RefSeq, a predicted model, not a curated record